This is a messenger RNA of Monopterus albus (swamp eel), 1753 nucleotides long. Its product is annotated as opioid growth factor receptor-like. NCBI's taxonomy places the organism in Eukaryota, Metazoa, Chordata, Actinopteri, Synbranchiformes, Synbranchidae. Bases 238 to 1368 code for a protein of 376 amino acids. The transcript has 8 exons. Gene Ontology annotation, molecular function: opioid growth factor receptor activity. The record is from RefSeq and is a predicted model, not a curated record. Gene Ontology annotation, cellular component: membrane.
CAAGGCAACAGGCUUUUACUACAGUCACAGCACAACAGGAAGGAAAUAAGGAGAAAUGUUUCUGUUUGUGUCACCGUUGCUAUUUGUGCACGUUUUAUUAGCCAGCACCUGCUGAAGAAGUUACUUCUGGGCGUUACCACUGGUUUCGGCUCUGUGUAAGCAAAACUGGAAACAAAACGAAAGUGAAACAGACCAACACUAACACUAACACUAACAGGCAGUCAGACAUAUGCAGACAUGAUCCAUAUCGUGUUGCGUUGCCUCAGCUGGCUGGUGCGCUCGUUUGGAGCUGUAGUGAGUUCGUUUGGAGCUGGUUCUCGUGUGGACAGGUUCGUACGCCGCGCACUAGGCUCAUUAUUCGAUAAUGUUUUUGCGAUAGGUUGGCGAAAGAAUCGCAGAAACCAAAAUGAGGGGCACCCUGAGGCCUCCUCCACAGACUGUCUGGAUGAAGACGAUUUUGACAGUCGUGAGUACCGAGUGGACACCACAGAUGAGUUGUACUGCGGCUAUGAUUCAACCUGGGAGGUUGAGGAGCCCCAGGAGAGCCCAGCGAAGACGACUAGGCGUCUACCAGGGACCACAAGAUACAAGUUUAGCAGAUUUGAAAGUGCUGCAAGAGACAUGCAGAACUACAGGCAUGACUACCGUCUCAUGAGGCAACACUGUAACCAGAAUGAUAACAAGCCUAAUCUGUCCUUCUACCUUGGAGAGGGGUACUCUUCACCUGAUGAUCUCCGCAUAGAUGAUUUCCAUGAUAAAUGGAAGGGAGACUAUGAGAAACUGGAGUAUGCACACAACUAUAUUCAGUGGUUAUUCCCACUGCAAGAACCAGGGGUGAACCCAAAAGCCAGUACACUGACAAAAGAAGAAAUUAAGGAGUUCCUUGAAAACAGUAAAGCGAGGGAAAAUCUGCUGAAGUCAUACGAGCUCAUGUUGGACUUCUAUGGUAUUGAGCUGUGCAAUAAGGAAACAGGACAAGUCACGAGAGCCCCAAACUGGAGAGAUAGAUUCAAUAAUCUGGACAGCCACACUCACAACAACCUGCGCAUCACCCGCAUCCUGAAGUGCCUGGGAACCCUGGGGUACCCUCAGUACCAAUACCCCCUGGUACUGUUCUUCCUGAAGGAGACACUCAUUAACGGAGAACUUCCACGUGUCAAGGAGAGUGUCCUCAGCUACUUUGUGUUUGCUGUACUCGAUAAGAGGCAACGCAGGCGUCUCAUCAAGUUUGCUUAUUUGCACUAUGAGCCUAAAGAUGAGUUUGUGUGGUGUCCAGUGAAACUGCAGAUGAUGUGGUCAGCGUCCAAACCACAGAAGAGAACGAAUGGGGAAAACGACACAUGUGAGGUUGACAUGAGUCAUCUGUAGAGCAACAGUUGCAGGAGAUUUGCCUUCAUAGCAGCUGAUGGAGGAGAUAACUGCAAAGCUUAAACAGCUUAUGCAAGUCUGCUAAAUUAAUGCAGUUAAAUUAUCCAGCCCUAGGACCCAUUUCAUUUCUCUCUAUAUACUGAAUCACAGCAUAGUUACUCGUACAAAUGUCUAUUAACUUUGGUGUUUACCGUUUAAUUUUUCUGGAAUUUUCUCCAUAAUUGAUCUUUUUUUUUUGCUCUGAUAAAAUGUGCAGGAUCUAAACUACAUUAUAUUACAACUGAGCUUUAUGUAAAACAAACACUUGUGCUAUGGUGUUGGGUAGGAUGUGAAAAUUAACAAGCAAUCAUCAGCUUCACUGUGAUUAAAUCUUCUUCAGUUUUCA